UUACGACACAAAAAUAAAAACAUGUUGUCCGCAAUAAAAUUCACGGAAAAGUCGAAUUUGACCCCCAUUAUUCUCAGUUACUUCUGCAGAAAUGGUCAUACGUUGCGCGGAAAGCCACCUGGAGUUGCGAGAACAUUGGAACAGCGACUGGCAGAUGAGAAUCCGGUGGACCCAGAAUUAUCGAAAAAGAUCAAUAUUGGAUUCCCACAGAUGAAAGUUUCGCGUUCCAAGGAACUAUUUAAGCGUUUGGAGCAUAUGAAAAAGCAACGAGUGGAUCCAGAGCUGGAAAAAUUAUCGAAAACUGGAAAAUUACAAAUCGAUUUGGACUCCGUUCAUGAAGAAUGGCUAAAAACUUCAGGUCCAUUACACAUCAAACGCAUUGCCGAGCACUACAAAAUAUUUGAACACUUGUUCGGUGACGCUUAUUUCGUGCCGCGAGUGGCAAUGGACAUCAAAUACAACUUGCCUGAUGGCGAAACACAAGCUCCCGUGUAUUAUGGAAAUCUUUUGACGCCGUCAGACACUCAAACAGCUCCCGAAGUGACGUUUGAUGCAUCUUUUAGUUAUGACAGCAAACCCGUGGAUCCAAGCAAAACUUUGUGGACUCUUUUGAUGACAGGACCUGAUGGGCAUUUGGAACAAGAAAAUUCAGAAUAUGUUCACUGGCUUAUUACAAAUAUUCCUGGAAAUGACGUCAGUAAAGGAGAAUGCCUUGUUCCGUACUUGCAAGCAUUCCCUCCAAAGGGAACCGGCUAUCACAGAUUCGUUUUUCUCCUUUUCAAGCAAGAAAAAAAGUUGGAUCUGUCCUCGUAUAAAGUCACUGAACAAUUUAACUUGAAGAAACGCACGUUUAGUACCCCCAAUUUUUAUAAAAAGUUUCAGGACGACAUCACGCCAGCUGGAUUGUCGUUCUUCCAAGCCGACUAUGACGCAUCGUUAACGGAUUUCUUCCACAAAAAAUUAGACAUGAAAGAACCGAUCUACGAAUAUGACUUCCCCAAGCCUUAUUACAAGGAUCAAAUUUGGUUCCCACACAAAUCCGCUUUCAAUGAGUACAUGGACCGUUAUCGUGACGACAAACAAAUCAACAAAGAGUUUCUGCAACGAAAACUGAAAGAAGUGAAUCCAUUCGAAGCUCCUCCACCACCACUUCGAUUCCCACAUGCUCAUCCCAUCAAGGGAGUUCCUUCAUGGUACAAGACGGAACUGGAAAAACAACGCAUGGAUCACCCCAAAAUCAAGGAAAUCAAUAAAAUUUUCUAAAAUUUAGGAAAAAAAUAGCUGUACAAAUAAAAAAUUAGAAAUUUAU
This is a messenger RNA of Culicoides brevitarsis, 1309 nucleotides long. RefSeq names its product large ribosomal subunit protein mL38 (gene mRpL38). The record is from RefSeq and is a predicted model, not a curated record. Gene Ontology annotation, cellular component: mitochondrial large ribosomal subunit. NCBI's taxonomy places the organism in Eukaryota, Metazoa, Arthropoda, Insecta, Diptera, Ceratopogonidae. The transcript is spliced from 5 exons. Bases 22 to 1263 code for a protein of 413 amino acids.